UGGGGGCAGAACUUCCCCUUCCUCCCCUGCUCUGGGAAUGGGGACACCUCCUGGUGAUGGGCCGAUCCCAAAGGAUGCCGGAGAGGGAGGGAUGGGACGGCAGAGCCAAGGGGGGCCGCGAUCCCCCAGGCACCACUGAGUGGGGCUGCACAGAUCCAUGGGGCAGAACCUCCCCACCCUCGGGUUCGGGGUUGGGGGUGGAGGUCCCGAACGGAGCGCUGCCCCCAAACAGAACGGGCUGAUGGUCGCCUGCUGCCAGGGCUUCGUGGACAUCGUGCCCCUCCUGCAGCACUGCCCCUACGUGGACGUCAACCAGCAGGACAAGGAGGGCAACACGGCGCUGAUGAUGGCCGCGCAGGCAGGGCACAUCACCAUCGUUAAUUACCUCCUGAAUUACUUCCCGGCGCUGGACGUGGAGCGGCGCGACGCCCGCGGGCUGACGGCGCUGAUGAAGGCGGCGGUGCAGGGCCGGCACGACUGCGUGACCGCACUGCUGCUCGCGGGAGCCGACCUGCAUGCCGUGGACCCCAUCAAAGGGAAGACAGCCAGGGAUUGGGCCGCCUUCACCGGCCGCUUCGAGACCACCGUCCGCAUCCGGACCCUCCUCCGGCGCCCGCGGGCCGAGCAGUUUGGUACCCACUACCUCCCCGAGUGGCCGGCGCUGGCCGGGCUGGUGGCCAAAGCCCUGAGCCCCAAAUCCCGCAGCCAACGGCUGUUGGAGAAAAUCCAUUCCCUCUUCACCUUCCGCAUCCCCCGCGACCCGGAGGAGGACGGCGUGUUGGACCACAUGGUGAGGAUGACCACCUCCCUCGCCAGCCCCUUCGUGACCACCGCUUGCCGAACCGUCUGCCCCGAUAGCCCACCCGAAGUGGGCAAACGGCGGCUCUCGGUGGCGGAGAUCCUCCAGGAGCACGUGCCGGAACCGGGCACUGGGAUGGCGUCGUGCAAUGGCCAACUGGAGGGGCACGGCCAACAAGUCGGCAAUGGCCAAGUUGCGUUGGACCAAGCGGUGGUGCAGAUGGCGCCGCGCCGUCACCGCCUCCUGGGUUUCCUCCCCCGGCUGCUCCGUGCCAACUGCAUCUUCCCCGGGGAGCGCGUGCCCAGGAUCAAGCUGAGCAAAGCCGGCUCACCACCGGCGUGCAGGAGGGAGAGGAGACCUCGCGGCCGCGACAAGGCGCUGUUACAGCCACCCAAAUGGAGGUACAAGGAGCUGAAGGAGGAGAAGCGAGCGGCCGAGGAGGCGGAGGGGGAAAAGAAGAGGAAAAAGGGCAAAAAGGGGUGCUGAGGUGGGGGGGGGGUCCCCGUGCGGACCCCUCCUCUGCUGGAGGUUUUGGGGUGGCCCCGUGCCCUUGUGCCGUCGCUUUGGCUCUGCCGGCCCCGUGGUGCUGGGUGGGAUCCUGAUGGAGGGGCUGUGU
Molecule: messenger RNA, 1415 nt
Organism: Gallus gallus (chicken)
Lineage: Eukaryota; Metazoa; Chordata; Aves; Galliformes; Phasianidae
Gene: ANKRD33
Product: ankyrin repeat domain 33
Exons: 3
Coding region: 158-1285 (375 amino acids)
Molecular function (GO): protein binding
Source: RefSeq, a predicted model, not a curated record